This is a messenger RNA of Symbiodinium sp. CCMP2592, 3939 nucleotides long. The record is from the annotation of a GenBank genome assembly. NCBI's taxonomy places the organism in Eukaryota, Dinophyceae, Suessiales, Symbiodiniaceae.
AUGGACAAUGGCCUGGUCAAAUGCUACGGACAUAAUAACAACGCCGCAUCCGGACAACCGGACACAGUUCGAUCCGACAUCGGCGUCAGCGGUUCGAACAUUGGCGACGACGCAUUCGAGCUUGGCGACUUCCUUCCGGCUAUCGACUUAGGAUCAGGUCGAACUGCCCAGCAGAUCGCCGUCGGCGACAGAUAUGCAUGCGCGCUCUUGGACAACAACCUCGUGAAGUGCUGGGGCUGGAACAAUGGUGGCAAGUUGGGCUAUGGCGACACAACCGACCGUGGGACCACCGUUGAACAAAUGGGGGACGGGCUUCCUUUCGUCGAUUUGGGAACCGGCCGAACCGCGCAAAAGAUUGGGUGUGGAGACAGCCAUGCAUGUGCCCUCCUGGAUGACAACACGUUGAAGUGUUGGGGCAGCAGUUACAACGGACAAUCUGGGCAGGACAGCUCCAGUAACAUUGGACAAAGUGCAAACCAAAUGGGCGAUUAUCUUCCUCCGAUCGACGUGGGUGCUGGAAGGACGGUCACGGACUUCGUGGCAGGCUACAAGCACACAUGUGCGAUCUCGGACGAUGGCAACCUCAAAUGCUGGGGCUAUGCUAACUUUGGCCAUCUUGGCUAUGGUGAUCGGCAUGAUCGAGGUACAUCCGACCGGAAGAUGAACACGAUACCCACCGUGGACUUGGGCACUGGCCUCACUGUCAAGAAGGUUUUUGCAGGAUGGGACAUGACAUGCGCAAUUCUUUCAAACGACGGGACGAAGUGUUGGGGAAACAACGGAAACGGCAGGCUGGGCUAUGGAGACGACAUUCCGAGUGAUGAAUGGAAUGUCGGGGAUGGCUCAGGCGAGAUGGGAGAUAACCUCCCUUUUGUAAAUUACGGCACAGGCAGAACUGCUCAGCACAUAACCAUUGGAAAUGGCUUUCAGUGUGCCCUGUUGGACGAUGCUACAGUGAAGUGUAUGGGAUAUGGCGAGUGGCUCGGGUAUGGCGACACAACUGACCGUGGCCUGGAUUCAGCACUUUUGGGUGACCACCUGCCCGUAGUGGACUUCGGCACCUUGCCGACAACGUCGACAACCACCUCCUAUACCCAGUCCAUCACGAGUUCGACAAGCACCACUUCUUCGGCGAGCACAUCUUCCAGCACAACAGAGACAAGAACCUUAACGACGUCCACCACCACGAGCUCCACAGCCAGCAUUACAACCUCAACGACACAGACAACCAGCAGCACAUCUACAACGGUCUCAUUUUCAAGCACCACAAGUGGGAGCAGUACUGUCAGCACCAGCAGUACUUGGAGCACUUCAACCACAGGAAGCAGCACCAGUAGCAGCACUGCCAGCGAGACUUCCACCAGCAGUAGCAGCACCAGCAGUAGCAGCACCAGCAGUAGCAGCACCAGCAGCACCACCAUGACGAGCACCAGUAGCAGCAGUGCCAGCAGCAGUUCUACCAGCACAACAAGGUCGACAAGCAGCAGCAGCUCUACCAGCACGACAACGUGGACAACCAGCACCAGUUCUACUAGCAGAACAACGUCGACAAGCAGCAGUAGUAGCAGCAGCACCAGCAGCACCAGUGGCAGCACCAGCACGACGAGCAGCAGUAGUAGCAGUAGCAGCACCAGCUCCAAGACCACAACCACGAGCACGACAGGGACCAGUUGGACCAGGACCUCCAGCACAACCUUGUCCAGCACCACCAGCAGCCUCACUUUCAGCAUAACCUCGACAACUUCAGCGACGACCUCCACAACUUGGACGCACAGCAGCACCACAAGGACUCCAGGAAGUCCGGAGGAGAUGGCGAUGCAGCAGAGAGAGCAACAACGUCAGGAGGAGGCUUCCAAAGCUGCGCUCCAAGUGGACGCUGAAGAGGAGGCAGUGGCGGCCGAACUGGCGGAGUCCUUGAAUUUCAACACCAGUCAAGGUAACGCGACAGGCGGAAUCUUGGGCGAAGUGUCAGCAGAAGUGGACACGGGGCAGUUGAAGGUUGUGGCCUUCUUGCCAGAGGCAUUGGACAGCAAUGUGACCACCGUCACCGCCUUUACAACGUCCCAGGAAGAAGUCUCCCGGGUUGAAGUCCCUCGAGAGGUCUUGGCCCAAGCCGCGACAGCAGCCGGAGAAACGGGAGCAGUCCUGCUGAGCAUCACCACCAUCAAGUCGCAGGUUGCAGGUAAGUUCCAAGAUCGACGGGUCGAAGGCGAAGCCACGUCCGUGGUCGGAUCCCAUGCUGUCAGUAUCAACAUGCGAGCGCCCGACGGAUCGGAACUCAGGGUACGAGACCUGGACGUUCCCCUUCGGAUUGUGAUCAAGACGGACUUGGAGAACGCCACAUGCGCCUUCUGGGACGAACGAGAAAAGCGCUGGUCCCCGCGUGGAGUCACAACGGUGCCCGACCCUGUCCCGGGACAGAUUACGUGCUUGACUGUCCAUCUCUCUAUCUUCAGCGCUGUAGCCGAGGUCAUUUGGGACAACGCUCUCCUGGCCCUCGUUUGCAGCAGCGCUUGGGAUCUGCUAACCCCCGCAGGAUUUCAGCGCUUAUCGGAGACAAAGUGGCAGUCGACCCUCCCAGCAGUCUCGGUCUUCGUCUUCCUGGCACUCUUUGCGCUGGUCUUCGCCCGCGCUGCCUUGGUGGACCGACGGAACCGAGACAUGGUCCCCUGGGAGGAGAUUGAGCCUGCACUCUUCAGGCAGGCUCCGGCCUCCAAGGAGGAGGAGGAGAAGGUCCCCAAGGGUUGGUGCAUGCAGCGGGUGGCAGAGGCCAAGGAUUGGACCUUGUGGUGCGCAGGCAUUUGCUUCGGUGUCCAAGAUAUCGCCUCGUUGAUCUUGGAGUGCAAGGCCCCAGAGGCUAGCGUGAACAGGUGUAUCAGGUCCCUGCACGCACAUCGGAGCGGUGUGGCCAAGGAUAGCCUUGCAAUCAUCCUGCAGCCCGACGAAAAAUUCGAGUUGGAGGAGGAGCCCGUGAACCGGCAGAUAAGUCGGACCGUCGGCCGCCGGAGCCGAUUUUCUCGCUUGGUACAGGAAGUGGGCACCAACAUGGACGGCUUCGGCAAGGCGCUUCGAGACUUGGGCGCCCGAUGGAAUGUCCACAUCCAUGGGGCCAGCACCGUGCAGUGCAUCCUCGACAGUCGUUGGUACAAGCGUGUUGGCCUCCUGUUCCCCGCCUUCCACCCCUGGAUCGCAUUGAUGCGGCUGAGCCUGCUAACCUCAUACAAGGUGCGAGUGUCCCUGAUCUUUUUGAAGCUCUGCACCGCCGGGGCUACCAAUGCUUUGUUCUUCACGAGCUCCUCCCCGGGUCCCGACUCGGAUCCAAGCUGUAAGAAGCCACAGACUCUUGUGGCGCAGCUUGUGCAGAAUACUGUGGUGGGCGUGGCCUCUGCACUGCUCGGUGACGUCAUCAUCUUCACUCUCUUCUUGGUUCAAAAUCGCAGUCCCAUAGAAAAGGACUGGACAGAAAGGUCGAAGAAGUGGCAGUUGAGGGUUUGGAACUGCCGAGCCCUGGCUUUUUGGUUGAUUUGGUUGGUCUAUUCGCUUGUUUGCUUGGUUUACACGAUGCUGUUCUUGGCGAACGUCCGCCUGGCAGAUGCGCACGGCUGGUACAUGAGCACUGGCAUGAGCUUACUCCAGGACUUGGUGAUACUUCCCUUGUUCCUCGCUUUGGCACUCGGCCUGAUGGCAUCGGUGGCAUUGCUGAGCAAGGGGAUUCGCAGAAGGAUUGAAGCGCAAUGGCUUGAAGGCUAUGCAGAUGGCGAGGAGCAAGUUGGCAAAGAGCCAGAGGAGGAAGCUCCUCCCGAUCGUCGCAACUCCAAUUUCUCCCAGUUCUCUGAAGCGAGACUUGAAGGAGGAUUCGCCCGGGGUCAUCGCACUGAACAGGCCCCUCAGCAGCAGGCCUGGGCGAACGUUCUUCCUGGCAUCCCUCAUGAUGUUUGA